AUGGAUAAUACGUGUAUCUUUAUCUUCAAUCUUAUGAUAGUCUUCAUGACUCUCUAUUAUUAUCGUUUUUCUACAGCCCAAGAUAGUGUUUCUUUAAGCACAGAUCAACAUGCUCUUGAAGCGAUUAAAGCUCAAAUCAGUGUCGACCCUUCGGGUGUUUUAUCAAAAAACUGGUCGACAAAAACCUCCGUUUGUAACUGGAAAGGUGUUACUUGUGGUUCACAGUCUCGAACUCAAAGGGUCAUUUCCUUGGAUCUAUCUUACAUGGGUCUUGUUGGAACAAUCUCUCCACAUAUUGCUAACCUUUCAUUCCUCUCAUUGCUUAACCUCACAAACAAUAGUUUUUAUGGCCCAAUACCUCCUGAGAUCGCGCAGUUACGCCAUAUGGAAAAAGUGUACAUGGGAGGCAACUAUCUCACAGGAAGGCUACCCCUUUGGUAUUUUAACAACAUGCCAAAACUUGAAAUAUUGUAUCUGAAUGAAAAUAAUCUCACAGGCACUCUCUCUCCGUAUUUUCUUAAUAACAUGACAAGUCUAAAGACACUACGUUUGAAUGAUAAUUCAUUACAAGGAUACAUCCCAAAAGAAAUUGGUAAUGGAUCAUGUUUGCAUGAUUUUCACGUGAACGAUAAUCAGUUAACCGGGGUUGUGCCACCAGCGCUUUUCAAUCUAUCUUGUAUAAGAAAGAUUGAAUUAUCAGGGAAUAGGCUAUCCGGAAGUCUGCCAGACGAUAUGUGCAACGACCAGCUCGGUAAGCUCAGGCUGUUAUUUAUAUCUCACAAUGCAUUCACAGGACCAAUUCCAUCAAGCAUCAACAAAUGUCAGCAGCUUCGGUAUAUGUCCAUGUCAUUUAAUAAUUUCAGUGGCAUCAUACCCAGGGAAAUUGGAAAUCUGACUCUUUUGAAAGAGUUAUAUCUUGGUGAUAAUGACUUGCAAGGUUCAAUUCCAGCUGAGAUAGGCAACCUGAGAAGGUUGGAGAUAUUAUCCAUUCAAGGAGGGAAUAUGGAAGGACAGGUUCCCCAUGUCAUAUUCAAUAUGUCUUCUCUCAAGGUGAUCAAUUUCGAUGGAAACAAAUUGUCUGGGUUGCUAUUCCCAGAUACAGAUACUAGCAUAAGUUCUCAUAUUCUUGAAGUAUUAUACCUUUCCAACAAUCAGUUUACCGGCCAACUUCCGUCUGGCUUUUGGAAAUUGAAAAACAUUCAAAGGCUUGAGGCAUCAUUUAAUAGCUUUAUAGGAAUCAUUCCUUCAGAGGUCGUGAAUCUAACACAACUGACACAUCUCUAUCUUGGAUAUAAUAGACUCACAGACAAAAUAUACGUAAUGGGCAGAGAACCCAUCGUGUAUAGUUAG
Messenger RNA from Helianthus annuus (common sunflower), 1350 nucleotides. RefSeq names its product LRR receptor-like serine/threonine-protein kinase SIK1. The transcript is spliced from 3 exons. The record is from RefSeq and is a predicted model, not a curated record. NCBI's taxonomy places the organism in Eukaryota, Viridiplantae, Streptophyta, Magnoliopsida, Asterales, Asteraceae. Gene Ontology annotation, molecular function: protein binding. The coding region runs from base 1 to 1350 and encodes 449 amino acids.